AUGCAGAGGAUGAUGGCCGCGUUCGAGGGCCUCGGUACCCGGUCGACAUCGACGACGACGACCUCUGAGAGGCCGUGUCUCGUCGACACGAAAGGGAUCGGGAAACCACAGCCGCUGCGCGGCGACAACUGGCCCUCCUUCUGCUUCAAGUACAUGAAUUUCAUAUCCAGCAUGUACCCGACUGCGCGAGACCUCCACGAGUGGGCGCAGAGCCACGAGGACACGAUCCGAGGCAUCGAGGAGGCGAAGCAGAUCGACCCCGACGCAGAGCGCAUCCAGAACCAGCUGUACACCGUGCUGGCGCAGCUGGUAGAGGGCGAGUCCGAAGAGAUCGUGCGCAACUGCGAGAGCCACAAGUACCGCGGCUUCGAGAGCUGGAGGAGGUUGGUCCGGCGCUGGGACCCCAUGAACUUGGGGCGCAAGAGGUCCAUCCUCAUGCGGGUUCUGAACCAGCCAGAGCAGAAGGUGGAGAACCUCAGCAGCGCCAUUGAAGCAUGGACGCAGGAUAUCACCCGAUACCAGCAGAGGGCCAAGAAGACGAUUGACGACGAUAUCAAGACAGCCGUCUUGAUUUCCAUGUGCCCGAACCCACUGAAGCAGCACUUGCAGUUGAACCAAAACCGGUUUGACUUCUACGACGACGUCGUGGAAGAAACCACCCAGUACCUGGAGACUCGCCGGGCCGGCCAGCUCGACAAGCCAGCGCCGAUGGACAUCUGCAGCCUACAGAAGGGCGCCGGCAAAGGCAAGAGCAAAGGCAAGGGCACGGACGCGGGCAAGGCGUCUGGCGGCAAGGGCAAGCAGCCUUUCCAGGGCUACUGCAACAAGUGCUGGGAGCGGGGCCACAUGGGCAAGGACUGCACGAGCGGCAAAGGCCGCGACGCCGACAGCAAGCCACGCGGCGUGCGUGGCAAGAAGAGGCACGCGAGCAAGGACUGCUGGCACGCGAACACGGGCAAGGCCAGCAAGGGCGCGCCGAAAGGCAGCAAGGGCGGCAAGACGAAGAAGGGCGGCAAGAAGGGGCUUCACGGCAUGGAGACGUCUGGGGACUACGAGGACCAGCCGGAGCCGGAAGUGGGGGGCCUCGAGCUCUGCGCGGUGGAGAGGGCCGAGCAGGGCACUGGGCUGUUCGACGACAUCUUCCGGACGGCGCUCGAGAGCCUGGACUCCAGCGGAGUGGGAGACUCCGCCCCCGAGCCGCCGGCAGUCUGCGCGGGUCGACCCGCCGACGUGCCAGAGCCGACUGAGAAACGCGCACCAGUCAAGGAGGAAGGAUUGGAGGUGUCGGGUCUUUACUCGCCGAAGUAUGACCAGGAGUAUGAGGUGAUAGAAGCAGCCGUGGACAGCGGCGCCGCAGUCACCAUCAUGCCAGAGGAGAUGCGCAGCGACCACCCUAUCGACCCCGACGGGAGCGGCAUCGAGUACAACGCAGCAGGGGGCCAGACGGUCACCGACAAGGGCCAGAGAAAGUUGCAGGUCGUGACAGAGAAGUGGCAGCAACGGUCCAUGAAAAGCCGCGCCGGGCCGGUCCGCCGCAUGCUACUUGCUGCCAGUGAUCUCGUGGGCCACGGGGACCGGGUUGUUCUCCAGAAGAACGGUAGUUACGUGAAGCACAUCGGCACGAAGCAGAGGACACCUCUCAAUCGCGCCAACGGGAUAUUCCUCAUGAAGUUGCGGGCAAAGAAGAACAGCGCGCCUAAACAGCAAGUCGCCGAGGCCGCAACGAACCCGAUGGAGAUAGACCAGAUGAUCGCAGCGUUCCAGAAGCUAAAAAGCACCGGGGGCACGCAGGUGCCCACGGGGAGCGUGGUCGAGUCGAAGGUCGCUGAAUCCAUGGGUUUCUUCCGGCAGGUCCAGCCGCAAGACCGUCGGAGGCCAAAGUUUCACCACCAAGAGGGCGGCUAG
Messenger RNA from Prorocentrum cordatum, 1905 nucleotides. The record is from the annotation of a GenBank genome assembly. Lineage: Eukaryota; Dinophyceae; Prorocentrales; Prorocentraceae.